Molecule: messenger RNA, 4719 nt
Organism: Zonotrichia albicollis (white-throated sparrow)
Lineage: Eukaryota; Metazoa; Chordata; Aves; Passeriformes; Passerellidae
Source: RefSeq, a predicted model, not a curated record
UUACUGCUCUGACUUUUCUCAUGGAAAUAAUUGUAAUUAAAAGGAAAGGAAGUGACUAUUACUGGCCAAAUAGAGCCACCAUUGAUGAGAUAACAGCUUUUCAGCUGGGCAAAACAUUCUGCCUUGCAGGAGCUCCAAGAACAGUUUUAUUCCUUUAAAUCCAAUGAUUUUUGAAUGAAGAGGAUUAAUCAGGCACUGCUGAAGAACAUUCAGCUGUUCUUUCUGCUGCUGCCACAAGGAACCUCCUCCUUUACCUCUACAAAGAGUUUUUACUGAAGUCCCUGUUUGCUCAAAGGAGAAAAGGAGGGAACAAUCCCAAACUCCUCUCCACAACUCCGAGAGCUCAGAACCUGAUGAAAACCCACAGCUCACCCAGCCAAAGCAGGAGCUGCCCUUCUCCAUCUGCUCCUCAGAUGGUUUUGCCUCAUCCCAAGGACAGCCCCACUGGCUGUGUCAAAACCAGGAGAUUUUUAUGGCACCAUGGAUGGGGAUUCACACAAACCAGGGCUCUGUUACCUCCAGUAGAGAGCGAGGAAGAGGAUGACAAUGAAAUGGAAGUGGAAGACCAAGAUAGUAAAGAAGCUGAGAAGCCAAACAUCAUUAACUUUGAUACCAGUUUGCCCACAUCACAUGUGUACCUGGGCUCGGACAUGGAGGAGUUCCACGGCAGGACGGUGCACGAUGACGACAGCUGCCAGCUGAUCCCCGUGCUGCCCCGGGUGAUGGUGAUGCUGAUCCCCGGCCAGACGCUGCCGCUGCAGCUCUUCCGCCCCCAAGAGGUUAGCAUGGUGCGGAAUUUAAUUCAGAAAGACAGAACCUUUGCUGUCCUUGCAUACAGCAAUGCACAUGAGAGGGAAGCACAUUUUGGGACGACAGCAGAAAUCUAUGCCUACAGAGAAGAGCAGGAAUAUGGAGUUGAAACAGUCAAGGUGAAAGCAAUAGGAAGACAGAGGUUCAAGGUGCUUGAAAUACGAACACAGUCAGAUGGAAUCCAGCAGGCUAAGGUGCAAAUCCUGCCUGAGCGGGUGCUGCCUCCCACCAUGGCAGCAGUGCAGCUGCAGUCUCUCAGCAGGUGCCACGUGCUGCCCUCUUCCAAACCCACCUCCUGGCACGACAGGGCCAUCAGGCAGUGGUGGCAGAAGUACCAGAAGAGGAAGUUCCACUGUGCAAGUUUGACAUCUUGGCCCCCCUGGCUCUACUCUCUCUAUGAUGCUGAAACCUUGAUGGAGAGAGUCAAGAGGCAGCUCCACGAGUGGGAUGAAAACCUCAAAGAUGAAUCUCUGCCAUCAAACCCAGUAGAUUUUUCUUACAGAGUUGCUGCCUGCCUGCCCAUUGAUGAUGCUCUGCGUAUCCAGCUGCUCAAAAUAGGCAGUGCUGUGCAGAGGCUGCGCUGUGAGCUGGACAUCAUGAACAAAUGCACAUCUCUGUGUUGUAAACAAUGCCAGGACACAGAAAUAACUACCAAGAAUGAAAUAUUCAGCUUGUCCCUGUGUGGGCCCAUGGCAGCCUAUGUGAAUCCCCACGGGUACAUCCAUGAAACCCUCACUGUUUAUAAAGCCUCCAACCUGAGCCUCAGUGGACGCCCCUCCACAGAACACAGCUGGUUCCCUGGCUACGCCUGGACCAUCGCUCAGUGCCGCCUCUGCGGCAGCCACAUGGGCUGGAAGUUCACGGCCACCAGGAAGGAGCUGUGUCCCCCCAGGUUCUGGGGGCUGACGCGCUCGGCGCUGCUGCCGCGCAUGCCCGAGGACGCGGAGGACGCGGAGCGCGGCCGCUCGCCCCUGCUGUGCCUGUGAGAGCCCAGAGCCCUGCCCGGGGCUGCUCCUCCUCCUCUGCCCCAAACCAUCCCCAGAACCAGCUCAGCCCUGCCCCGGGCUGCUCCUGCACAGGGCACACCAGGAGUGGGACACCGGGAAAGCUCUGAUCGCCUGGACGCAGCUGGGACUGGACUUGUGGAGUUCCCACCUGCAGUGAAGGAAGGAAGGAGAUGGAAACUAAAACCAAACUAAAAUCCCAACGAGCAGAGUCUGAUUGCUGCAGUAUUGCCGGGAUGGUAGAUGGCAGUUAGCUGCUGUGGAGUGUUGGCCAUAACACACUUACACGUGGUUUGCUGAGAAUCCCUGUUGCUAACUCUCUGGAGUCCUUCAGGUUUGCUGCUUGUGCUGUUUCUCAGUUUUUGCUGAAUAACCGUGGAAGAGAGAAGCAGCCUGAGCGUUUCUGAGUGCUGGGAUGUGCAAAGCUGGGAUUGCAGCUCCUGCCAGGAUGGACCCCGUGGGGAAGUGUCUGUUCCUUACAAGUUGUCUCAUCUGUUUAGUCCCUUUGACUUUAGAAGUCUUAAAUUUUAAACUGUUGGUAAGAAGUGCACAGGUCAGUCCCAGAGGGUAAAACAGCAUUGUCAUGUUCUGCUCAGUGUGCUUCAGUCACUUCCCCCAAUUAUUCCUGGUGAAUUUACCAGUGGAGGUGGCCAGGGGAUUGGGAAGGACUCUAAACCACCCCACUGAGGUGAUUUUAAAGUAAUACUUGUUGUGACAAAGGGAAGGAAAAAUCUCUUUUAAUUAUUUCAUUGUAACUUUAAGAUCAUAAAGUAAAAUUUCAUGUUAUCAACUUAUAAAGAGCAAAAGUUUCCAAAUAAAAUAGGAAUACAGGCAGUGCUUUUUUUGUGGGGAGGUUUCUUGGGUUUUGGUUUGGUUUUUGUUUUGUCUGUGCUCCACAAAUUGGGUGCCAAUCUGGGGCAGCUUUUGCCAGUGAUUUAUUUUUUUUUCCCUCACAGAAUGCACUUUUUUGAUGGCAAUGGAGAUUUUUUUUAGUGCUUGUGCACGUAAACACUUGUUUUUCUUGUGAAGCUUUUAUCAUUCACUCUUCAUUUCUUGGCAGUGAUGUUAAACUAGUCAAGUGUAAGACACGAGCCAGUGGCUGCUUGUUCUCUGUCAGGCUCCAGGCAGGUGCAGCAAGGCCGGAUCAUUCAGUGAGGGCCAAGGCCAAGCCUGGCAGUGUGGAAAAACCCCCCAAACCAUGGACUUGCUGCUGGGCAUUUGUCUUGCCAGGUAUGUAGAGAUUAAUUGUGUGACUCAGGUUUAGUUCUUUGGAACUUUCUACCUCUGUGCUGCUUCUGUUCUUCUUAGACACCUUUAAUGUUGUGCUCAGUUCCCUGUGCAGUGCCCUGACUUGGCAGUGAACUGUGGAAAGCAGAAUUUUGCUGUGGUGUGUUCUUAAGUUUGUUAGUUUGCUCUCUCAUUUUCUGUAUUAAAUGGUUUCUUCUUUUCUGAGAAGUGUGAGGAGUGAUUGACUGAGCCUAAGGAGGAAACAACUUUCACUUUAUAACAGAAACCAAGGGAGGAGCAGUUUCAUUUCCAUGGCAACCGAACUGACAGGGUCCUGGGAAAGGAAGAAACCAUUUAAUACAGAAAAUGGGGGGAGCAAACUAACAAACUUAAGAACACACCACAGCAGAAUUUGGGAUGUGGCUCUGAGCAAACAGAGGGUGAUGGUGGCUCAUUGUCAUCCAGAGAACAUCCUGGAUGUUGAUAAUGAUUCAUGAUGAGCUUGGAAAGCCAGGCACUGGUGUGAGAGGGAGAUUGGAUGCUCUGUGUUAGUGAAUCCACUGGAACCAGGCCUGGCUUUCCCUCACCCAGCACAUCUGGGCUGUGUAUUUGGGAUAAUUUAUGUUUUCCCCUCAGAGUCCCUCCUGUCUGUUGUUCCUGUGGCCCUCAGUGGCACUUGGUGGUGACAGGAAGUUGUAGGGUGCUGCCAGCACCUUCUGCUGCCUUGGUGGGAGCACUCACUGGGGGCUGGGAAGGGAAUUCCAAAAGGAUUUUCUCAGCUGUCACUGAAUUUUAAAGGUUCAGUUCUUUUGGCCGAGUCUUUUGGAUUCUCAAUUAAAAAUGGCAAUGUUUGAAUCCAGAACAAGCAUUUUAUGGUGUUUUGUGUAUAUAGUCAAAUGCAAACUAACAUAAUUGAGGUAAGUCAGGAGUAAAUGAAUGCCAAUUAAAUGUGAUUGUUGAUGAUGCUGUUCCAUGUGCUAAAGCUGUGCUGGGUCCAUGGCACUUCCCAGGUUAACUCCUGUGCUGGUGAAUCUGGGAGCUGUCAGAGCAUCCAGCACUCCAGGCGUGGGCUGGGGAUGGUUCCUUACACUGGUUCACAUUUUCCAUCCUUUUCUCUGUUUUGAAGAGAAAACUGUUGUGGGAAUUAGGGAAAAUUUGGAGCAUCAUUAUGGAAAAAUACAGACAGCAAGUGCCCAGAGAGCUAAUCAGAGGAAAGCAGGUUUGGUGAAUAUUUACAUGUACCCCAUUGAUUGGCUGAGGAUUCCUGCAGGAAUUAAUUCAUUAAUGAAUCCAGUGGGACUGAGGGGUCACAGGAUUUCCAGCACAGACUCAUUUCCAAGCCAUCACUGCAGCAUCACCAACACCCCCAGGCAGAGCUGUAACUUUGCAACUUUUCAUUUAUUUUAGGUUCAUUUCGACAAAUAGGUAGAACCACUUGUACACUGGGUCUGGAAUAUUUCAGAUACUCAUUUGUCUUUUAUUAAUUCUCUUUUUGGAUGUGCUGCAGUUCAUUUGUUCCUCUCUGUGUCACCUUUAAUUGCUCUGUGCUCUGCUCCAGGGCUAGCCCAGGCUCUGCUUUAACUCUUCCUUCUCUCUGCCUUUUGGGACAACUUUUCUGACAAAUCUUGUGGCUUGCAAAUAUUUGCAAAGAAUAAAAAUCAAUUUGUUUCAAAACUCA